AUGUCAGACACAGCAGUGGACACCAGCUCUGAAAUCACCACCAAGGACUUAGAGGAGAAGAAGGAAGGUGUGGACAAGGCAGAGAAUGGAAGAGACGCCCCUGCUAAUGGGAACGGUAAUGAGGAAAAUGGGGAGCAGGAGGCUGACAAUGAGGUAGAUGAAGAGGAGGAAGAAGGCGGGGAGGAAGAGGAGGAGGAAGGCGAGGAGGAAGAGGAGGACGAAGGUGAUGGUGAAGAAGAGGAUGAAGGUGAGGAAGCUGAGGCCACCACGGCUGAAGAUGAUGAGGAUGAUGAUGUUGAUACCAAGAAGCAGAAAACCAAGGAGGAUGACUAG
This is a messenger RNA of Nycticebus coucang (slow loris), 333 nucleotides long. Its product is annotated as prothymosin alpha-like. Gene Ontology annotation, cellular component: nucleus. NCBI's taxonomy places the organism in Eukaryota, Metazoa, Chordata, Mammalia, Primates, Lorisidae. Gene Ontology annotation, biological process: negative regulation of apoptotic process; positive regulation of transcription by RNA polymerase II. The coding region runs from base 1 to 333 and encodes 110 amino acids. The record is from RefSeq and is a predicted model, not a curated record. The transcript has a single exon. Gene Ontology annotation, molecular function: histone binding.